Labrus bergylta (ballan wrasse) is the source of this 1511-nucleotide messenger RNA. NCBI's taxonomy places the organism in Eukaryota, Metazoa, Chordata, Actinopteri, Labriformes, Labridae. The record is from RefSeq and is a predicted model, not a curated record.
AUGAUCCAAUAUGAAUAAAUAUAAAUAACCAUGAACUAGGCGCAAGGUCAAUGAGAAUAUAUAUUGUUAAGGUAAGGCUCAUGUAUGUGUGUAUUCUUUUGCAACGUAGCGGCUGAUAUAUCUGAAACUCAUUUCCAGGGUAAAUCCAGAUUUGUAUCCUGUUAUUAUGAAGUUUUAUAUAUCAUGUUGAUGAUAGAUAAGGUGAACUCUGGUCAUUUUUGAGACUGUGGUGGUUUUGUACUGGAUUUACAAAUUCAAACAUUCGAUAUCAAACAUGAAGUUAAUCGAGGUUGUGUCGUUUUAAAACAUGUGGUAUCCAAGGCGUGAACAUUUUGAUGACCUGAAUUUAUUUUUUUUAUCCAGGAGCUAAAUGUUGCUGAUGAUCCAUGGUGUUGCCAUUUAUUAUUAUUUAUUUAUUAACACCCUAACACUAUCAAAAUACUUCUAAAUAUUUGAAACUCUGGUAUUUUUUUUCCAGUAUUUCUCAGUUAGAUUUUUAAGUGUUUUUUUAAAUAAAUAGCAAAUGAGUGUAUGAUUAUUUUCUGCUCUAAAGUCUCAAGACUGAGAGUCUUUGCACAGAGUGGAUGCUGAGGGAGUGUACAUGAGACGUCUACGGCUGCAUGUAACAAGACGACGGCAGUAUUCUGUUCCUGGCCCAAACUCUUUAUGGCACAUAGAUGGUCACCACAAGCUUAUAAGGUGGAGAUUUGUUGUCCAUGGUGGGGUGGACGGAUUCAGUCGACUGGUGGUCUACCUGAAUGUGGCUGGCAAUAACAGGGCUAGCACUGUCCUACAGAGCUUUAUCAAUGCCGUUCAGCAGUACGGGCUGCCGUCAAGGGUACGGUCUGAUAAAGGAAGAGAGAAUUCAGACGUAGCAGAAUUCAUGAUCAGGAGCAGAGGUACCAACAGGAACUCUCACAUCACAGGCAGAAGUGUACACAAUCAGCGAAUAGAGAGGAUGUGGAGAGAUGUUUAUGAGCAUGCCCUAGACCUCUUCUAUCAGAUCUUCACUUCAUUGGAAGAUCAGGGAACACUCAAUCCAGACAACCAAGUCCAUCUUUAUGCCCUGCACCGGAUCUUCCUUCCCCAAAUUCAGAGAACCCUCAGCUCCUUCAGAGAUGCUUGGAACUUUCAUGGACUUAGAACUGAAAGGAAUCAAUCACCUAAUGAACUCUGGAGAAGAUACAGAGAGCAAGGCCCCAUGGAGGAUCCUGCAGAGGUUUAUGAAGACUAUGGGAUCGACUGGAAUGGGCCUCACAAUCAGCAUGGAGACACUGUGUCAGUUCCUGAGAUUCAGAUGGCCCGUGAGCUCUCAGAUGAAGAGGUUGCCAUUUUGCCAGUUUCAGGAGUUUCUUUAAAUGAUGCAAUUGGAUCAUAUUUGGAGACAGUGCAAGUUUUGUCAAGAAUCAUUGGAGACUGAUAUCUUAAGCAGGCCUUUUAUUUUAUUUAUUGUGCAAAUGUCACUCAUGAAUUAGUUAACUUGAUUUGUCAAUAAAAAUCUGAAAUAAUAA